Anastrepha ludens (Mexican fruit fly) is the source of this 687-nucleotide messenger RNA. RefSeq names its product larval cuticle protein 65Ag1-like. Gene Ontology annotation, cellular component: chitin-based extracellular matrix. Bases 83 to 529 code for a protein of 148 amino acids. The transcript has 2 exons. NCBI's taxonomy places the organism in Eukaryota, Metazoa, Arthropoda, Insecta, Diptera, Tephritidae. Gene Ontology annotation, molecular function: structural constituent of chitin-based larval cuticle. The record is from RefSeq and is a predicted model, not a curated record.
GCUAUAAUAACUUCACACGAACAGCGGACAUAUUUGUUAAUUAAUUAAUUGUUAAUUUAGAAAAUAUCCUACUGCACAAAAAAUGGCAAAUUCUUGUAUUCUCCUAUUUAUUUGCGCUUCAGCUUUUGCGCUAACCACAGCUGUCACAAUCCGCGAUCGUCCACUGAUCGGCAAACCAGCUAUUGCGCCUGUGGCCGUAGCCGCUGCGCCAGUGAAGGAUUUUGUGCCUAUUGUUAAAUCUUUGGCAGAACGCAAGGAUGAUGGCUCUUUUGUUUUCUCUUAUGAGGGUGCCGACGGCAGUCAACGCGAAGAGGUUGGUAUUGUCAGGAAUGCCGGCACUGACGAUGAAACUUUGGAAGUGUCUGGCUCUUAUCGCUACUACGAUGCUGAUGGUCAGCUGGUCGAGGUACGUUACACCGCUGACGAAAAUGGUUUCGUGCCACAAGGAACAAAUAUUCCUCAAGAAAUUUCGGCUGCAGCACAUGCAGCAGCUGAGGUGGCACGUCGUCAGCCAGUGGAAGUGAAGUGAGGAGAAGUGUGCGUGCGUGAGUGCAUGCGUGUGAAAAAAAGAAGAUGAAAUGAUUGGUGAAAAUCAGUGAUUAAAGUAUUCAAAGGUGCUUUAUAAGUACGCGUGUUUAUUUGUAAUAAAUUAACUACCUAAACGUAAUAAAAAAUUAAAAAAAAGAA